AUGUCUGAAUCUGCUGCCUGGCCCCUGGCCGAUGCUAAGUUGGAGCAGGAGAUUUUGGACCUUGUUCAGUCUGCCACUCACGCCCGCCAGCUCAAGAAGGGUGCCAACGAGGCCACCAAGACGCUGAACCGUGGUGUUUCUGAGGUCGUCAUCCUCGCUGCCGACACCCAGCCUCUUGCCAUUCUGCUGCACAUUCCCCUCCUGUGCGAGGACAAGAACGUUCCAUAUGUCUACGUCAGUAGCAAGAUGCACCUCGGCCGUGCCUGCGGUGUUAGCCGGCCCGUCAUUGCCGCCAGUAUCACCAGCAACGACGCCAGUGAGCUGGCUGGCCAGAUCCGCGCCAUGCGCGACAAGGUUGAGCGCCUCGCCAUCUAA
This is a messenger RNA of Geosmithia morbida, 375 nucleotides long. Its product is annotated as U4/U6 small nuclear ribonucleoprotein SNU13. The record is from RefSeq and is a predicted model, not a curated record. The coding region runs from base 1 to 375 and encodes 124 amino acids. Gene Ontology annotation, molecular function: RNA binding. The transcript has 4 exons. Gene Ontology annotation, cellular component: nucleolus; U4/U6 x U5 tri-snRNP complex; box C/D methylation guide snoRNP complex. Lineage: Eukaryota; Fungi; Ascomycota; Sordariomycetes; Hypocreales; Bionectriaceae. Gene Ontology annotation, biological process: ribosome biogenesis; maturation of SSU-rRNA; mRNA splicing, via spliceosome.